CAAGAGUUCAAUGCAGAGUUUUCUUACCGAGAAACUCGCCGUAAAUUCAUCAUUUUAUAAGACCUCAUUCGCUAUUUCGCGAGCUCCAAAGCUAGAAAAGUUUCUUUAGCAUUAUUUGAAUUGAUCACUUUUAUUUUUAGUGUAUUUUUGAGUUAUUACUUGUCGUCUUUUUGGAGACUGUCAAAAUGGAUGAAAUUCUGAGUGAUAUGAACUUUGAUGAGGGUAUCGCAAUGCCAGUAGCAAAUGCCGAAAACAAGCAGCUAGAAUCCGAGGUUGAUGGUGUCCAAAAAAAUAUAGAGGUUCUCAAAGACCAAGUUGAUGAACACAAAGACAGAAUUUAUGCUAUGAGUGAACAUUUCAAGAAUGUUCAACAAGAACUUCAACAUACACAAGAUAUAUUGAAUGCAAGGAAAAAGGAAAUUGAUACAGAAAAGCACUUUCGACAAGUUGCUGAAAGAGAGGAAGGCAGACUGAAAAAUGAAAUUAAACGCUUAUCAAAUGAAAUCAAUGAACUCAAAGAAAGGAGAAAUAUUUAUGAGAAUAAUAUCUUCAAAACUACACAAAAAUUGGAAGAUCUWAAAUCACAAAUGAAUUGGGACCAAAAAGCACUGGAAGCUUGGCUAGAGGAGUCUGCUCGUAAAGAUGAAGAUUCGUUGACAUUACAAAAAUACACUCGUUCUGAUGAGGGUAAAAUAAAGGAGCUAUCAUUGAGAAUGGAAAAAAUGACAGAUGAUGCUGCCAAGAAAAGGAAAGCUUUAGAACAUGAGCUAACACAAACAAUGACUGCACAGAUUGAACUUGACAAGACUGCAGAAGAAUUCCGCACGGCUCACUCUGARAGACAAGAGCUUCUGAAACAAUGGGAGAAUACUAUUGAACAAAUGCAGAAAAGAGACAGGGAAAUGGACUCUCUUGCUGUAAAACUUGCRGAAGUGAAACUAGAAGUCCGAGACAAAGAACAGCAAAUACUUGAAAAACAGAAAUUCCUGGAAAAUGAGCUAGACAACAACCAAGAAAAAGAGAAAAAAGUYGGUGCUGCAGAAAGGUUUGCAGCAAAGCUGAGYCUUGAAUAUCAAGAUGCUGAGAAYAACAGAAUUCAAUUUCAAGAUGAGUUGAACUCUUUAAAGUACACUGUGGAUAGAACAGCUAAAGAUUUGGAAGCUACAAGACAGAAGGGAGCAUUGCUCAAAAAGGAAGCUCUUASCAGACUUGAAAGAUUAGAAAAGGCACAAAAAGAUCGCAAUGAURUAAUGGAACAACUAAAAAUUGCCUCCGAUGAAACAUUGUCUGCRGAAGAACGAGCUCAAAUGAUGGAUGCUUUACUCAAAGAAGAAGAGGCCAAAAUCCACUCAGUUGAACAGCUACUCAGCAGGCUACGGGAAACACAGUUUAAGAAGACAGAGGAAUUACAUGGCUGUAAAGUCUCAGAGAAAAACACAAGUGCAGAAAUACAGGGAUCAAGAGCAGCUAGUCGCAACCUUAGCAGUAAACUUCACAAGCUAGACGAAGAAUCCCUUAAACAGCAAGAAAUUAUCUAUAUGCAGGACUUCCAAUUACAACAGCUUGAACGUAGAAUCAACCGUCUUCAAGGAGAGCGAAGCAAUGAGGAAAAACUUCACCUUGAAGCCAAAGUACAAGAGCUGACCAAUCAGUUAGACGAACACAACAACACUCACUCUAUKCUUAGUGCUCAGAUGAAGAAUCUUAACGAUGAUUUACGGCGUGCUAACAGGGAUCUAAACAAGGGUAAAGAGGAACUUGGAACAUUGACUACAAAGAUAGACGAAUUAAAUCUUCAUAAUGACAGUGCAGAGCGAGAACGAAGAAAAAUUAUUGGAGCAAAACAGGACCUAAUGGUCGACGAGAAUAUUUUAAAACUGGAAAUUAAACGGUUAAGGACAACAUUGAGCAAGAAGGCUGAUACAGUUUUAAGUCUUGAAGCCCGAAAACUCCAACUAGAGACUUCGAUGAAAGAACGACGGCAUGAGAUAAACAUCCACAAAGACAUGUUACAAGCCCAAAUCAAGGGAGCAGAYGAGGAYCGCCAAACUGUUAGCGCUGAGCUUCAGGAGAGAAUUUCCAAGAUCGAAAAACUUCGCAAACGAUAUGAAAUACUUAUGGUUUCCAUGGCACCUCCAGAGGGUGAAGAGGAGAGGUCGCAAGCCUAUUACGUCAUUAAAGCAGCGCAAGAAAAAGAAGAACUACAACGAGCCGGAGACGAUCUUGAUGCGAAGAUACGAAAAGCAGAAAAAGAAAUAAGAGCGCUCGAGAACACARUGAGACUUAUGAACAGUCGAAARGAAACAUAUCGAAAGAGUUUCAACAAAGUCAACGAAACGAGCGAAGAGUUUGAACAAAAGCAACAACUUGAAGAACAAAUGCGCGCUGUCAUGGAUAAAUACAAAUACAAACGCCGACAAAUACGCGAAUUGCAAGAAGACUUAGGUGCUAUGCAGACUACCCUAGACAAGCUGCAAAGUGACGAACAAGGAUUUGUCGAGGUAAUAGAUGAAAAACAAGCCAAAGUCACAAACCUUCAGAAAGAGCUCGAUGACCAAAAGUCUAAGAAAGACCGAGCAGGGCGUCAAGUYUCGAAGAUGGCUCGUGAUAUUCGAAGCGCCAAYAAGAGUCGCGGUGAAUUACACGAGGAGAAAGACAUGGAUGUACGUCAGUUAAGAGAGUUUAACACACGUGUGAUCAAACAGAUGGGUGAAGUGRUACAUAGCAACUCUGAUUUAACACCGAGUGUACACAUGUACUUUAGUCAGGCRGGGUUACCUAUGCCGCCAUCACCAGGACCCGAUACUUCAAGGACGUCAUCGAGAAGUUCACGUUCGUCUGGCUCGCUUUCUUCAGCAAGAUCUGACAUGUCAACUGGAAGUCGACGAGGAGUUGGUACUGUAAAUAUCGGUGGUUUAGCAAUCACUGGUUCUGCUAGUCCRAAACCAGGAGUUUCACCGACGAGUAGUGCACGUGGCAAAAAGCCCGGCAGACCCGACUCGGCGGGAUCCCGCGGAUCAUCCCGUGUUGGAAGUUCUUCAAGUCGGAGAAGCGGCGACAAUCGUUGAGACUAGCAAUAAUGAUGCUAUAAUUACCUUAAUACGUAUUUAUUUUGUGUAGAAUAACGAGUGAAUGACCCGUCAAAUACUGUAAAUAAAACCAGCAUUUUGAUUAAGUUUUUGUGAUUAUUCAGUAAUUUUUAAAAAGUGUAAAAGAAAAUGGAGUAGUUAACUUGACAAUAAUGUAUUUGAA
Exaiptasia diaphana is the source of this 3252-nucleotide messenger RNA. Its product is annotated as coiled-coil domain-containing protein 39. Lineage: Eukaryota; Metazoa; Cnidaria; Anthozoa; Actiniaria; Aiptasiidae. The record is from RefSeq and is a predicted model, not a curated record. Gene Ontology annotation, cellular component: axoneme. Bases 186 to 3068 code for a protein of 960 amino acids. Gene Ontology annotation, biological process: inner dynein arm assembly; cilium movement; cilium-dependent cell motility. The transcript is spliced from 23 exons.